CGCCCGCCAUGCUGCUGCUCCGCUCAUCACGCUCUCUCGCCCACCGCGCAGCCCCCCGCGCAUUGACUUGUCUCCGCAGCGUGUCGACCCUCUCAAGCAACCCGGACAUUUAUGUCUUCCCUUCCUCCACCAACACGCAUCACAUCCUAUCGCUGCUGCCCACGAGCCCGCCCACACCUUCCCUCGCCAUCGGCACCACAACCCAACUCCCACCCACCCCCACCACCUUCAAAGAAAACCCCACCUUCCUCGGCAUCCUGCAGUCCGUGCUGCACGUCCACGCGACCCGCGACCCCAACGUCCAAGCCCAAGCCGCCGCCUACGCCUCCACGGCCGGCUCCUCCCUCGGCACCGGCGGCGCCUUCUUCCCCCCCAACCACCCGUCACAGCAGGCGAAGCGCGCGCGCCCCAGCAACCGCGUCGGCGGCGGCUCCAGCAGCGGCGGCGGUGGAGGCGCGGGUGGAGAUGGUGCCGGCGGCGCGAGCGCCCAGGGCGGUGCCGGUGGUGCCGGAAGGGGCGGCUGGGUUCAUGUUAGCGACCUGAGGAACCCACCUGAUUAUGGCCGCAUUGCCUGGCCAGAGGAUAUCUUUGGUAGCGUUGAGGUGGAUGGCGCUGGCCAGUUUGUCGGCUUGAAUGGCAACUACCAAGAUGCCGGCACAUAUCGCAUCUGCACGCGCGAGGGAAUUCUCGGACUGAGCCCCUACCUGAGGGAGCGUCUUGUCGAGCGCUUGAAAGAGCUCGAGGAAAAGGAAAGGAGUUGAUCGAUUCUAUCACCUUCAGCCGCCACUGCCACCAAUGGCUCAAAACACCUCUCCUCUCCACCCCAAAAAGUAAAAUAUACAUCGAUGAU
Molecule: messenger RNA, 850 nt
Organism: Aplosporella prunicola CBS 121167
Lineage: Eukaryota; Fungi; Ascomycota; Dothideomycetes; Botryosphaeriales; Aplosporellaceae
Exons: 3
Coding region: 9-761 (250 amino acids)
Source: RefSeq, a predicted model, not a curated record